Molecule: messenger RNA, 1140 nt
Organism: Trypanosoma rangeli
Lineage: Eukaryota; Euglenozoa; Kinetoplastea; Trypanosomatida; Trypanosomatidae
Exons: 1
Coding region: 1-1140 (379 amino acids)
Source: RefSeq, a predicted model, not a curated record
AUGGUGGCGACGCUGCACCAUAAUUUUGUUCCGCGGACCACCAACUUCUAUGAGAAUAGUCUGAAGCAGCUUAGCGACAUCCAGCAGAAGCAGGCUGGGCUUCUCAUCGGUGCCGUGGUUGCCGAUGCGGCGGCGCGUGGGCUGGAGGGAUUUUCGGCCGAGGAGAUCGCCGAGUUUGAGAAGCGCCAAGCAGCGUUACACGGCGGUAGCGACGGGGAGGAGUCGCUUGUGUUUGCGCUGGCCGGUCCUCCACACCGUUCCUCGUCUCCGCCCCUGACGGGUGCGCUGCGGCACCACUCCUACACAUGCCUGCUCGUGCAGCAGCUUCUCCGUGUUAUGGCCGCCGCGAGAGGGGAGUUCCCUGUGAGUUACGUGAAAGACCGUUGGGUUUCCGUCGCACAUGCACAUCCGCAGUGUUUUGCGGCCGAGCAUGCCUCGCUGUUGAACGUGUUGGGGGUCGUUUUGUCGUUGCCGGUCAUUUAUCCCUGGACGGACGACGCGACGUUGCGGGCGUACGCAACGCCGUUUAUCGACUUCCUCACGGAGCCCCCGGAGGGCGGGGUGGCAGCGGCCACAACACGGAGUGCUGUGCUGGCGUACACCUUUUCCGCGCUUGGCGUCGCGCUGCGCUGCCUUCAGAGUAACCCUGACCCGUACCGCAAUGCCGCCAUCAUGGCGGUGCCAGGAACUGCAGACUUAUUUCCCGACGACGUCGUCUCCUUUGCGCCAAGGCGAGCGCAGAACGAGUUGCUGUCGCAGCUAGUCGACGCCAGCGCCGCCGGGUUGGAUGCCACCCCACUUUCUGCCUGCGGAAGCAGCAGCCGUGAUGGCUGUGCUCGUGCUGCCGGCCACUCGGCUGCACUCUCUCCAGCCCGUCCUCUUGUCGAGGACAUCCGUGUGUCUCGCGAGGCGCUUAUCGUGGCGAGGCGCGCCCGCUCCUUCGCCGACGGUGUGCGGGCGGCAAUUCGUUUGGGUGCUCCCGUGUGUCAGCGGAGCCUACUCGUUGGCGGGCUGCUGGGCGCCCGGCUAGGGGUGCGCCGGAUUCCACCGAGUUGGCUUAGCGCGACGCAUGACCACAGCCCCCUUGCCACUAUGGCGAUUGAGGUGGCGCAGUGGAGUUGGAACCCCCCGCACCACUAA